GAAGGACCUGUGUGCGGCCAUGAACCGGCCCUGUGAGACCCUGGGCCUGUCCCACGUGGCGGGCAUGUGCCAGCCGCACCGCAGCUGCAACAUCAACGAGGACACGGGCCUGCCGCUGGCCUUCACGGUGGCCCACGAGCUCGGACACAGUUUUGGGAUUCAGCACGACGGAAGCGGCAAUGACUGCGAGCCCGUUGGGAAACGGCCUUCCAUCAUGUCUCCACAGCUCCUGUACGACACCGCGCCCCUCACCUGGUCCCGCUGCAGCCGCGAGUACAUCACCAGGUUCCUGGA
Molecule: messenger RNA, 294 nt
Organism: Hyaena hyaena (striped hyena)
Lineage: Eukaryota; Metazoa; Chordata; Mammalia; Carnivora; Hyaenidae
Product: A disintegrin and metalloproteinase with thrombospondin motifs 7-like
Exons: 2
Biological process (GO): proteolysis; extracellular matrix organization
Cellular component (GO): extracellular matrix
Molecular function (GO): metalloendopeptidase activity
Source: RefSeq, a predicted model, not a curated record